AUGAAGGAAGAAAAAGAGGCGCGGGACGGCACACCGCCCUUCCCCCUCCGCCGCCUCCAGCGCCACCGAUAUGCGGGCUACAAACCAACAGUCUACUAUCCGCGCUCACCGUCAAAACAGCUCUACAAGAAUUUGGUCACGCAGUGCGAAAAAAUGGGGAUUGCCUUCCUCUCCUAUAUUCCGUCUGAUGAUAACCAGUCAACGAACUCGCGGGUUCACUACCGCAAAUUUAGCAGAGCUGCGAGUCUCCACGGCUGGAUGAAAGACCGCGCCACUACGGUGGUGCGGGAGAGACCGCAGAGAAGUCUGGAACAAUGUGUCAGUGUGAAAAUUCUUGAGUCGUCUUAUGAUCUCAUUGUGGAUGCACUUUUUGGUUUCGGCUUCCGUCCCCCACUGAAGCCGGAUUUUGCUGAGACUGUUCAAAGAAUUGCAAGUUUGAAGGUGCCCCUUGCUUCUAUCGAUGUGCCUUCAGGCUGGGAUGUCGGCGAGAAGACGGAGACCACGGACCUUCUACAGCCAGAUUGCUUGAUCUCACUCACGGCACCAAAACUCUGCGCUCAUCGGUUUACCGGUCGCUUCCACUUUCUUGGUGGUCGAUUCGUUCCUCCACUUUUGGCGGACAAGUAUAAUCUGUGUCUGCCACCGUAUCCGGGCGCCUCUCCAGUAGUGCUUCUGAAGGGACCCCAAUUGGGUGACCUCCAGACGCCCAAUAAGUUUGAUGGGGAUCUUUCCACCUUUAAGAAGCCCUGUGUGGCAGCGCACUGUUGUUUUGGAACAACUACGUUAGAUUUUCUUGUCUCUCACGGUUCGGUAUGGUACUGUGUCACUCGCCCAGAGUUAAACGAUUUCCAGUCCAAGGCUCUUGGUUUAAUCACCGUCAAUGGUUGUCGAGUGCAGCUGCAGCUAGAUGCCGCCCUGGCCAUCACCGUUAUAUUGUAA
Messenger RNA from Echinococcus granulosus, 939 nucleotides. RefSeq lists its product as hypothetical. The record is from RefSeq and is a predicted model, not a curated record. Gene Ontology annotation, molecular function: NAD(P)HX epimerase activity. The transcript has 7 exons. Gene Ontology annotation, cellular component: mitochondrion. NCBI's taxonomy places the organism in Eukaryota, Metazoa, Platyhelminthes, Cestoda, Cyclophyllidea, Taeniidae. Bases 1 to 939 code for a protein of 312 amino acids.